AUGACUCGAAUUGCAUCGAUGAUCUGGUAUUGGUCUUUACCUAUUUUACCAUUCACAGCCAUCAUCACAUUUAUUCUAACAUUAGUGGUGUGCAGCCAAGUAUUACACAACCCUCGACCAGGAGGAGACUUUCCGCAAAUCUCUCUACUUGGAAUUGGUCCUGCUUAUAAAUAUUUUCUUUCUGGUUUUGUCAUUUUAUCUUUACAAUUAUUAUUAAUUCUUAUUGGUCGACUGCAAUUUCUUUGUCACUCUCAAUUUAUCAUUCAUCGCACUAUUCUAUAUAUUAUUCAUGCUAUUGCCCUUGUCUCAGCUGUAUUUCUUCUAAUUAUGGCUAUCGUGAGUUUAGAUGAUGAUCGUCGUCUUCAUGUAAUUGGCGCUUUUGGAAUGUUUGGAUUUCUUUCGUUGUAUGGUUUAUUACAUACUAUUGUUGCCUUCUAUCUCUUUAUACGACGAUCAGCAGCUCCUCAACAUUCGAAUAUUCUUUGGCCGUUGUGGUUUCUUAUUUGUAGUAUAUUACUUAUCGUCUUUUCCAGUAUAUGGGUGGUGAAAGAUAAAACUGUUCCACAGUACAUUGCUGCGGCUAUGCCUUUUCUAUAUCUUCUUGCUUUCGUACCACAGUUUUGGAUGCAAGCAAGAAUAAAAAGACAAGAUAAUGCCUUAACUACACAAGUUCGUCACUCGGAUGAAAUGAAUUUAUUUACAGCUACCCAAAAGUUCUGA
Messenger RNA from Rotaria sp. Silwood1, 720 nucleotides. Lineage: Eukaryota; Metazoa; Rotifera; Eurotatoria; Philodinida; Philodinidae. The record is from the annotation of a GenBank genome assembly.